Histoplasma capsulatum G186AR is the source of this 1212-nucleotide messenger RNA. RefSeq lists its product as uncharacterized. Bases 1 to 1212 code for a protein of 403 amino acids. The transcript has 5 exons. Lineage: Eukaryota; Fungi; Ascomycota; Eurotiomycetes; Onygenales; Ajellomycetaceae. The record is from RefSeq and is a predicted model, not a curated record.
AUGGCAAUAUCAGGCAAUUUACCACCUGGGAUUUCGGAGCCUCUGGCGGUAGAUACCAACAAAGACCAUGGGGGGUUUAUAGCAAUCGUUACCGCGCUGCUUCUCGGAUUCGCGCUUGUUUCCCUGGGAAUACGUGCAUAUGUCCAGCAUUCCAGGCAUGUGGUCAAAAAAGAUGAUUAUGUUCUCCUAACGGCAGCUAUUGUAUUUUGUAUCCAAUCAUCCGUCGUAUUCAUUCAAAUAGGCAAUGGAUGGGGAAAAUCAAGAGAGCUUCUCACACAACGAGAGCAUGUAGCGCUGCUCAAGGCAACCUACGCUGCAGAUAUUCUAUACAUUGUCACUCACUGCAUUUCGAAAAGCUCUGCUGCGCUCUUUUACCUACGGAUAUCACCUAGUAGUUCGCAUGUCUUCGUAGCAUGGGGAUUGGUUGGAGUGUCCGUAAUCUGGGCAGUGGUAUCCAUGAUUUUACUAUCAUCAGUUUGUGGUUUUCCUCGACCAUGGUUGGAUGCUAGCUCACAUUGCGCCGCUAUGUUUCCUCGGUGGCAGAUUAUAACAGCUUUUGAUAUAAUCACCGAGGCUAGCUUAGCAGCUGUAUCUUUGUUUCUUGUAGCUGGCAUUCAAAUGCCCGUUAUAGGGAAAAUCGUUGUUGUUUCGGCGUUUAGCUCUCGUCUUCUCUCCGUUACAGCCUAUCUCCAGUUAGAAUUGAGCUACGGCAUCAUGGCAAACACAAUCCCCUGCCUCAAACCCUUUAUGGCCGCAUAUGAGGAAACCGGCCGACCCUCUUACAGAAGCCGCAUCCACAGCCGCAAUGGAAGUCACAGCAAUAGUGGAAACAGCAAGGGCAGCCGCAGCCGCAGAUUCAGCCGUGACACAUUCUCCCUCUCGACGAUCGCAUCAACCAAGUCUAAAAGACCUUGGAUAAGAAAUUCAAUCAGCACAACAAUGGCCAGCGACAAUGUGUUACAACCACCUCCUCCCCUAUUGCGACAAAAAUUCCCUCCCAGGGACAAGCAACCACAAUCAUUGGGCCGCGAUGAGGUGAGGCGCGCUACGACAGCAAGGAUUGGCAGCCCGGGACGAGAAGGUUCAAACUUGGAGAAUUACAGCGGUAGACGGAUAAUUAUAAAAAAAGAUGUUAUUUGGAAUGUUGAGAGUUCGAAAUUUGCAGACCAGGAGGGACCUGCUGGCGCUACGAUCAGAACCAAUGUACUUUGA